Solea solea (common sole) is the source of this 2992-nucleotide messenger RNA. RefSeq names its product proline and serine-rich protein 2. Lineage: Eukaryota; Metazoa; Chordata; Actinopteri; Pleuronectiformes; Soleidae. The transcript has 4 exons. The coding region runs from base 245 to 2122 and encodes 625 amino acids. The record is from RefSeq and is a predicted model, not a curated record.
CGGAGCAGCAGCAGCGCAAACCCCGGACUCUCCUCUGACUCACGUUUGUGUUUUUAUUUCAUUGAAAAAAGUAAAAUAAAUAAAUUCUCACCUCGUGUUUGUGAUAAGAGGAUAACGCGCGCGUGGAGCCGUUAAAGGAUCAUGUGACUCGUCGCCGUGGGAACAGAUGUGAAUCCACUUUCUCAAGCAACAUCGGAACCUCACGGAGAUUUCCGGAUGCCUACUGACCUCUGACCCUCGCAACAUGGACGCCCGUCUGCAGGCAAACCCUCAGCUCCAGGUCAACGGUGGAGCGGCGAGGAAUUCACGACUCAGCAAAGAUGAAGCACUGCAGUUCCUGAGUCAGGAGGAGCAGGAGUGCAUCCAGUUCUUUGAGGACACCAUCGACUCACUGGAGGAGACCAUACACGAGGACGACCGCAGUACCAGGCACGUGAUGUCCGCCGCCAACUUCACCGCCAACCGCAGACCUGUGGACAACAGUGAUGUCCCCCUCACCUCCAGUCCACAUCACAAGAUACCUACGUCUUCUGUCCUGGCCAGACCUCUCAGUCCCAAAGACCAGGAUAUCAUAGACCUGGUCCGCCCAGGACCAGACUUAGUGCAGACCAAAGAGCCUAUCUUCAAUCCCACCAGUCCAGAUUUCCAGAGUAUGGCAGUGGUCCCUGAAAGCCACAUUGAUGCGAGGCCGAGGCGUGACAGCUUACCUUCCGAGUACAACCCGCCACUCCCAAGUGGUAGCUAUGGGCCGUCAGACAGCCACCACUCCUACCAUCCACCAGGGUGCAUCCCCACCCCGGUCCUGAUAGCCCAGAAGAUAGCAGAGACCCAAUCCAACACUCUUCCCUCCCCACUCCACCGUAACAGCAUGGAGUCAGAAAAGCCACUACACUACAGCACAGACCACACCAUGAAACAUGGACCUCCUACCUCUGCUAAGCCGACACGGUUCCCUCCUAACAUCAGCAUCAUCCUGGGCAACAAAGAGCACCAGAGCCAGUCUUUGGCUAAUGUGAGCAUCGAGGAGAGACGGGCACAGAUGCUGGCAAACCUCACAGGAACUUCACAUCCUCUGCUGCAGGAAGAUCCUCAACAGACCGCAGAGCGGGCCAGAAAUGUUCCCACUCGCAGCGUUUCCUUCAGGGAUCCGACUCCAAACAAAUCCAGGAUGGAGGCCCUGUCUAAGCUGGGUCUUAACAGGAAUCGAGCCAUGUCUGGGGGUACAACACUCCCUUCUAUUACUACCUUUCCAGAUCCUCCCGAAGGCCCAGAGACCAGUGCCAAGCCUCCAGAGGUCAGUGUUUCCCCAACAACAGAAAACACAACCAAACUACCAGAAGCCAAAGUUCCAUCACCACAGAUCCAGAGGCAUUAUGACAGAAAAACGGAGAUCCAACCGAGUCCAACAAAUUACCGCCGGAGUUGGGAAGAAAGACAUCCCCAGCCAAGCCCCUCCCCUCCUGCAGUCACACAAAGAAGUUUCUCUCCACCUCCUUUGGAGAACAAGGCACCUGUCCUCCCUCAACCUGAGGUCACCUCGCUGGAAUUUAACAGCUAUGGAGGGAAAUCCAUCAUAGUGCACCCUUCUGUUUCCUCCAAGAGUGAACCUGUACCCUCUCCAAUGAGCCCUGAACCAAGAUACCUCCCCCCUGCGCUGGCAAACCCCAGCGAGUUCAACAGUUUUGGGGGAAAGACCAAAGUCAUGCAUACCGGUCCCGUAGUCAUGACCAGGAACAACCUUCCCGACAUCCUCAGCUCGCACAUUAACAAGAGUCAAACUCUUCCUGCCAAACCAGAGCCUACUCCCAUUGAGCUCAACAGUUAUGGGGGAAAGAGUCGAACCUUCAACCCCUCUGCCGGGUUAAGCCGCUCUUCAGAAAGCCAAACAAGGAGCGUCAAACCUCCAGCCCCGACCCCGGCCCCGAGACCCCCAAGACACUCCUACCAUGGUGGUACUCAGAAACCAUCACAGCGCGAAGUCCUGCCCCCCGACCACAAGCGCAGAUCUGGCUCCAUGUUUCGUCCCCAGGGCAUCACCGUGCAGUUUGGCGGAAGCGGGACUUCGGAUGAAUCGCGCAAGGAGGCGCUGAAGAAAUUGGGUCUGCUGAAAGAGUCGGGAUAAACUGGAGAGAGUUGCUGUUUCCUGGUGUGAACCCACUGGUGGAGGUGAUUUGCUACAAGCUUCUCCGUGUGCUGGAGGUGUGGUUUGAAAAUACUUUGACAGAGGAAUAAAACUGGAUCCUACGCUGAACCUGCACAGCCUGUUCCAUUGCUAACACAAAAAACCCCACUGAGAAAUGAGUUCAGCUGUGCAGCAACUGCAGAGUCCCUACUGGUUCAGUGACACGUGAACUGAAAACUGCAAAAUUCUGCCUCAGAACUUUUCCAGAGACAAAUAUCAAAUAUUGUUUAGUCAUUUAUUCUCCAGUCUCACGUUUCGUUGAUGCUAAUGAGGCUAAUUAUGAAGUCAAGAACAGAACAGAAGCACAAGGAAACCGAGGCAAUCGGUGAAUCAGUGAAGUCUUGGUCAAAAAGUUGACGAUGAAACUUCGUCUUCAAGGGGGGUGGCAACAAAAUACGACAGCGUCCACGAUAAGGCAAAAAUAAAAAAUAAAAAUGCUUUUACGUGAACACAAUCCAACCAUUAAAGGUCUCCCAUGACGGAGACUAUCAGACCUCACCAAUUCUUUAAAAGCACCUUACAAACGUAAACAUUAGCUUAAUCAAAACAAAGCCGGGAAAAUAAAUGUGUAAAUAAAAGGGAGGGAAACAAAGCAUUUGUGAGGAACUAUUUUAACACACGUUUGAUGAUGCACAGACGAUUUCAAACAGCUUUUAUGUUUUAUUUUUGCUGAAAAAUAACGUGGUGUCAUCAGCAAAACGGCGGAUAUUCAAUUUUUCAUCGUGGCGUCGUUUUAUUAUGUUAACGUUUACAGACGCGACUUAAUGUGAGAAUUGACGCCUACAAAAACUAGGGGGGGGGGGGGGGGGG